Microdochium trichocladiopsis is the source of this 768-nucleotide messenger RNA. RefSeq lists its product as uncharacterized. The record is from RefSeq and is a predicted model, not a curated record. Bases 1 to 768 code for a protein of 255 amino acids. The transcript has a single exon. NCBI's taxonomy places the organism in Eukaryota, Fungi, Ascomycota, Sordariomycetes, Xylariales, Microdochiaceae.
AUGGUCCGAGCGGAACGGAACGAGCACCUCGAGCACCUCGAGCACGGACACGACAAGCACCAGCCCCGCCUCAGAGACAUCAAACACAGCAUCCACAAGCAGCAGCGACGCAUCAUCGACCACAUCGGCCCCUUCGGAACCGACCAACAGCAGCGAGCCAACCAGCUCGACGUCCUCCUCGCUCGCCCCGGUGCCCACCCCAGUGGCUUCACCAUCACAGUCGACCGCGGCCCGGCCGCCGGCGUGCUCCUGAAAGCCCGGAGCUCACCGGGCAUACAGGGCACCUUCGGCUUCGUGGGAGGCAACCUCUUCGUGGCGCCGGCGACGUGGGACCCCGCGUCCGGCCGGAUCCUGGUGUUCAACGGCGCCUUCGCCCUGUGCGCCGCGUACCCGGUACCCGCGUACGCCGCCACCGCGCCGCCCAAGGUCAUGACCUGCUCCCCGCAGACCCCGCUGAAUGCCUACGUCAGCGUGCGGCUGAUCACGUGCUCCGCCCCGCGGCCGGAUCCGUCGUCGUCGUCGGCGGCGGCGGGGAUCCCGAUGUCGUGCAGCGCUCCGUCGUGCAGGAUGACCCAGAACGUCCCGGGCUCCCCGUCCAGGGCCAUCUGCGAUGAAGAGGGCCCGAUCUUCACGUUCUACACACAAAGCCCCGGAGGCAGCGCCACUGCUGCGAACCCCAAUUCGCGGUACCUGGUCAUCGCCCCCGAGGUCCUGCCUGACGGUUUUCCGGUCAUGGAGAAGGUCAACCUGCUGGCUGUGCCGACGUAG